AUGCCUAUUCUACGAUCUCGCGUUCAAUCAUACGUGAGCAGUAUAUGGAAUGUACACCCGAUUCGUAAACAGCCUAAGCGGCCACAUAUCGUUUCUGGUAAACCAAUAAUGAAUUACUACUAUCCUACCGAAGAUACUCCUGAUUGCAAGGAAUCUUUUGACCCUUCUCUUCUCCAGAGGCUCCAGGAGGAUGUGGCAGAAUGGGAUCCUACUGAAUACCUUCCGCCUUCUACACUAGAUUGGUGCCGUCUACAAAUGGUAGAAAUUGGCCAGCAAGAAGUGGGCGAGCCGUUUGACCCUGAAGACCCUCUCAUUCAGCUUCUAGGUGAUAGAAAGCAGCCAUAUCGGAAGGUAUAUGAGACUAUGCGUGCGAGGGCCCUUCUACACUACCAAUCAGGUACUUUGCCUAUAUUAGCACUAAGUAUGAAACCUACCGGUGCAUUCUCAUGGGGUCCGAGCGGUCAAUGGCAUCAGGGCGCAUAA
Penicillium cataractarum is the source of this 483-nucleotide messenger RNA. RefSeq lists its product as uncharacterized. The transcript has 2 exons. Bases 1 to 483 code for a protein of 160 amino acids. The record is from RefSeq and is a predicted model, not a curated record. NCBI's taxonomy places the organism in Eukaryota, Fungi, Ascomycota, Eurotiomycetes, Eurotiales, Aspergillaceae.